AUGUCACCCACUGCCGUAAACGGCCCCACGACACACGAUCAUUUUGAAAGCGGCCUCAAUCUUUCUGUUCUCGGUCUCGGUGCAGAAUAUCCGCCGUUCAGGGUAGGACCAGAAUGUCUCGAGACUCUGGCCAAUAGGUUUUAUCCACCGUCAACAGCUCUCAAAAAGGUCCUUUCCAUCAAUCGCUACACCGGGAUCGACACUCGUGCCGCCGUCGGCGACAUCGAUCAUCCUCUCGUUAAUCAGCCCACUGCUCCCAGCAUCACCGAGCUUAAUGACUUCUUCCGCGAAGAGGGCGUCGACCUAUCCGUUAGAGCAUGCAAGAAGGCCAUAGAAGAAUGGGGUGGGAAUGUGGAUGAGAUUACACAUGUUGUCUCUACGACAUGCACGAAUUCUGCCAACCCUGGCUUCGAUCACUACGUUACCAAAGAGCUGGGCCUACAGGCCAGUGUGGAAAAGAUAUUGCUACACGGCAUUGGCUGCUCGGGUGGACUCGCAGCAAUACGGGCAGCCGCAAACCUGGCACUGGGGUCAUCGUUUCGCAAGAAGCCUGCACGAGUGUUGGUCUUAGCUUGCGAAGUAUCGAGUGUAAUGGUGCGGUCAGAGUUGGAUUCAAUCGACAAGGAGCAGAAGACUCGCAUCGGAGUCUGUCUCUUCAGCGAUUGCGCUUCGGCUUGCGUUCUGAGCAAUGGUAUUGGGGAAGAACAUGACAUUCCCACGCCGGUCUACGAGAUCCUGGGCUGGAAGCAUGAGAUACUGGAGGAUACGGAUAAAGAUUUGGGCUUCGAUGUUGAUCCGUUUGGCUGGAAAGUCGUCCUCACGCCCCGCGUACCAGCCGUGGCAGCCGCUGCAGUAUCUCCAGCCUUUCAAGACCUCUUGGAAUCGAUCCCAGCAUUGCACACGAACCGUAAUUCCCCCGUGGCCAGCGACUUUGACUGGGCGCUCCAUCCCGGAGGUUCAACGAUCAUUACUGGCGUUGAACAAGCGAUGAACCUGACUGUAGACCAUCUAAGAGCAAGCUACGAGAUCUACGUCAACUGUGGUAACAGUUCUAGCGCGACGAUAAUGGCAGUCAUGGACCAGUUGAGGAACAUGGGGGAGGGCAGGGAGCAUGUGGUUGCUUGUGCGUUUGGGCCAGGCAUCUCGCUGGAGAUGAUGAUACUACGGAGGCCAAAACCGACAAUAGACGGUCUUCUAUCUGAAGAGGUCGACUGA
Letharia columbiana is the source of this 1215-nucleotide messenger RNA. RefSeq lists its product as uncharacterized. The transcript is spliced from 3 exons. The record is from RefSeq and is a predicted model, not a curated record. Gene Ontology annotation, biological process: polyketide biosynthetic process. Lineage: Eukaryota; Fungi; Ascomycota; Lecanoromycetes; Lecanorales; Parmeliaceae. The coding region runs from base 1 to 1215 and encodes 404 amino acids. Gene Ontology annotation, molecular function: acyltransferase activity, transferring groups other than amino-acyl groups.